AUGCCUGCCGCUUGUUCAUCAGAUGGCCAUCUGAUGAACGUCUUGGAGCGUCCACAAGCGUGUGGACGUACUACGAGUGAGUGCGAUGGCAUCACUUGUGGUACGGUCGUUAGUACGACUGCACAAAACCUUAGUGUACCAAACGGUUACACUUCGGAGCAAAGUUCCGGCGGCUGUGAGGAAACACAGGCUGCGCCGAAGGUCCACCACUCGAAUAAGUCGAGUGGACCGGGACAAAGAUGUAUCCCUAGCGGGGAACAUCUAGAAGAGAAACCAUCGAUCGCUCAGGUUAAGCGAAACGAUAAUCCUAGAUCGACUGGAGAGUCUUUCGUACAGGAUCUAGCUGUGGUUGCGCAACCACAGCUAGAGGAAGUUAAGGGAAUAAGUCCCGAUAUUACAAAUACGGCGGAAAUAAGUUCCCCGAAACCCGUGGGAAGAAGUCCCCGGGAAGCCGAAGGAAUAAGUCCUUCGAGGCCUGAGGGAAUAAGUCCCCAGGAAAUGACAGAGACAUUGAAUGUCCUAGUCAAUGACGGAUCAAGUGUAGGCGCUUAUACACUUGAUCUGAUUGCGCCUCCGAAGUUGACUUCGGAGAUCACUCAGUUGCCAACGCUCGAACAUAAAAGGUUCUUGCGUGAUCUGCGUAGUGGCAAAGUUAAGCAGAUCUGCGUACUCGUCACUGACGACGAGUGUGUAGCCGACAUAAGGUCAGCAACAAUGUUUACUGAGAACGAGAGAUUUCUCAGUAGUUCAUCUAUGGACGAGAGUGUCCUCGAUGAAAAGACACGAAUUGAGCGAUAUGACUCCCAAUCAUGGGAAUCGCUCAAGAAAAAUCCUCUCUAUGAAGAUUUGGUUGAAUUCAAGGAUGUAUUCCCUGAAACUGUUCCGUGCGAAUUACCGAAGGAUAAAGGUAUUCGACACGAGGUCGAGCUUAAACCAGGCUCGAAGUACUGUGUCAUGAAGCAGUGGCCACUGCCUCAUGAACAAGUACUUGCGAUCGACAAGUUCUUUGCCGAUCGUUUAGCUGCGGGCUAUGUGAGGGAAUCAACUUCCCCACAUCGUUCUCCGACCUUCUGUGUGCGAAAAGCAACAGGAGGGUGGCGGAUAGUGCAUGCAUUUAACAAGUUGAAUGCUGCAACGGUACCGGCUCAGACGCCGAUACCGAGGAAGGACGUAAUCAUUGAUGGUAUGUCAAAGAGUGCCAUCUUUUCGUCCAUGGAUUUGAUGGAUGGCUUCUAUCAAAUCCUUAUGCGAGAACGGAUAUACCCCAUUCCGCAGUUAGCACGCCUAGCGGCAUGCUCUGGGAAUGGCUAG
Molecule: messenger RNA, 1311 nt
Organism: Peronospora matthiolae
Lineage: Eukaryota; Oomycota; Peronosporomycetes; Peronosporales; Peronosporaceae
Source: the annotation of a GenBank genome assembly